AUGGCAAAUUCCAAAUAUGAAUAUGUCAAGUCAUUCGAGCAACCGGACGUUCUACUUCCCAAUACAUGGAUUGUGGUCCGGAUCGAUGGCAGAGGCUUCCACAAACUCUCUGAUUAUUAUGGCUUCAUAAAGCCCAACGACCGUCGGGCCCUAGACCUAAUGAAUGCCGCAGCCGUCGGCGUCAUGAAAGACCUUCCUGAUCUUUGCAUCGCCUACGGUAUUAGCGAUGAGUACAGUUUCGCUUUUCAUCCCAACUGCCAAUUAUUUGAGCGGCGGAGUGCCAAACUAGUAACGACAAUUGUGUCAACUUUCACGGCGCAUUACAUCUAUCUAUGGGGGACGUAUUUCCCAGAUACGCCGCUGCAGCCAGCAGCUCUGCCUUCGUUCGAUGGAAGAGCAGUGAUGUAUCCGAAUUCCAGAAUUUUCAGGGAUUAUAUGAGCUGGCGGCAGGUGGAUUGUCAUAUCAAUAACCUUUACAAUACGACUUUCUGGUCCAUGGUCCUGCAAGGUGGGAUGGAUAGAAGAGAAGCUGAACUUGAAUUGAAGGGCACCCUGUCUUCCGACAAGAAUGAGAUCCUCUUCAAGAGGUUCGGCAUCAAUUAUAACAAUGAAGAAGAGAUCUAUAAGAAGGGCAGCGUCUUAUAUCGCCAGUAUCAACUAGAGGGAAAAUCAGACUCCAUCGUGCAGGAAGAAACAUCACCAUUGCAGGAGGACACGCCCUCCAAGACACAGCAAGAAAAGAUCCGCAAACUGCGUCGCAAAGUGCAGGUCGUAGUCGACCAUGUCGACAUCAUCAAGGACGAAUUCUGGGAGAGACGGCCAUGGAUUCUUUCCGGCAAGCCCGGAAAGCUGCCUACAGAAGCCAAGGAAGUAGCAUGA
Molecule: messenger RNA, 879 nt
Organism: Aspergillus costaricaensis CBS 115574
Lineage: Eukaryota; Fungi; Ascomycota; Eurotiomycetes; Eurotiales; Aspergillaceae
Product: tRNA guanylyltransferase
Exons: 8
Coding region: 1-879 (292 amino acids)
Biological process (GO): tRNA modification
Molecular function (GO): magnesium ion binding; tRNA guanylyltransferase activity
Source: RefSeq, a predicted model, not a curated record